CCAGUUGUGGUGUGGAGCCGGAAGUGUCGCGGAGAAUCAAAAUAAAAAAGAACAGAAGUGGAUCAACUGACAAAGUUUGCAAAAUAUCGUCGCACGUCUAAUCAAUGCUUUAUCGGCUAUCGAUCUGAAAGACAUUCUGUUCGCUGUAGCUGAUUUUUUAUAGCUGGUGUAACAUAAAAACGAGCUAGCGAGCCAGCUAGCUAGCUAGUUGCUUACAAUCAUGUCGAAUAUGGAAAAACAUCUUUUCAACCUGAAAUUUGCGGCCAAAGAGCUUCAGCGGAACUCCAAGAAAUGUGACAAAGAGGAAAAAGCAGAGAAGGCCAAAGUCAAGAAGGCCAUCCAAAAAGGUAACAUGGAAGUGGCCCGGAUACACGCAGAGAACGCCAUCCGCCAGAAGAAUCAGUCCAUCAACUUCCUGAGGAUGAGUGCAAGAGUAGAUGCUGUGGCAGCCAGGGUGCAGACGGCCGUCACCAUGAACAAGGUCACCAAAUCGAUGGCGGGAGUAGUGAAGUCCAUGGAUGCCACUCUGAAGAGCAUGAACCUUGAGAAGAUCUCAGCCCUGAUGGACAAGUUUGAGCGGCAGUUUGAGACGCUGGACGUGCAGACGGCCCAGAUGGAGGACACGAUGAGCAGCACGACCACGCUCACCACGCCGCAGAAUGAGGUUGACACCCUCAUGCAUGAAAUGGCUGAUGAGGCUGGGCUGGAUCUGAACAUGGAGCUCCCCCAGGGUCAGACAGGGUCGGUGGGGACCAGCGUGGCAUCAGCGGAGCAGGAUGAGCUGUCCCAGAGGCUGGCCAGACUUAGAGACCAGGUGUAGAGGACCUUGAACGCUGUGUGACUGAAGUGAAGGUCUGGACCAUGUGCUCACCGCCCUGCACUGGAGCCUUUAUCAAAGACAUUGCCUCCCCUCUCUCUCUCUCUCUCUGCCUCAUUGUAUCUACUCCCAUUGAGGGGGGCUGUGUUCUACUGCAAUUAAAUCCAGAGUGGUGGGGUUUGGAUAACACAAUUCCAACCCCUUUGAUUUCAUAUAUAUAUAUAAUAUAAAUCUACACAAACAUAUACAGUGCAUCCAUGCUACCAGAGUCAGGGCGACAGAAAAGAGGAAACCCAGGAAACUACAUAGUGAUGCCCGGAACCAUGUAUUGAUGCAGAUAAAUAUAUAAAGAAAUAUAUAUGUGUGUGUGUGUGUGUGUGUGUGUGUUUUACACAGCUGAGUGAUCCUCAUUUUUCUUUGUUUCUCACUCUGCCAGUUUGAUUAAUCAAGUUUUUAACAAAGAUAGAAGGGUUUUCAAACUGUCAUAAAUCUAACACACUCCAUGGUGAUUCUCUGACUGAACAAAGCCUCCCAUGAUUAUGCAACACCAUUAUCCAUUAACUUUCUAAAUAAACAUUAACAUCCAUAACAUUUUAACAACGUCAUUGAAGUAUAUCAUUAUUGUCAAAAAUGUAUAGUGUCAAAUACUGUGUACUUAUUUCAGUUUUCCAUAUCAGAAGCUUAGUACUAAGCUAAGGGGAACAUCAGUGUUUACCUGCAGACUGAUGUGAUGUGGCUGUUGAUGUAGAAUGUAGAAACCAUUAGCACUGCACAUCUUAGUUACGCACUGAAAGGGGGCUGGAAGUGUAUGAAAACAUAGGUGUGUCCUGGGAGUAUCAGAUGAAACAGAUUUGUUAGUAGGGCUAACUGAGCAACCAUGCAGACUGCCCAUCAGCACCUACAAAGUGUGUAUUACUUUGAAGAUUUCCCCCCCUUUUUUAUAGGUCAGGCUAAACAUAUUUUAAUUCAAAUUCACUCUAGGCUUUAGUUGAAAAUUAUACUCCAAGAUUCAAAAUGGAACUUCCUGCAGAAGAUUUACUUGUUCAUCGAUUCUUUGUAUAUAUUCGCCGAAAAUAAAAUUUCGCCGAAGCUUCUCCAUCAAUGAAAACAGCUGGGUGGAAACAGACAAGUCGGAGCUGAGUUGCUGGUACUGAUGCGACUGUUCCUUCCUUGCCCCCACUUAAUGUUCACUUCAGUUGUUGCUGCUGUAUUUGCCCUUCUCUAUACAUGCAUAAAAAUACAAGUUUGGAUAUUAUUAAAAUCUGAUGUUGCAUUCUGUAUUUAGUAUAGAUAUGCUCUU
This is a messenger RNA of Megalops cyprinoides (Indo-Pacific tarpon), 2117 nucleotides long. Its product is annotated as charged multivesicular body protein 1b. Bases 221 to 820 code for a protein of 199 amino acids. Gene Ontology annotation, biological process: endosome transport via multivesicular body sorting pathway; late endosome to vacuole transport; protein transport. Gene Ontology annotation, cellular component: ESCRT III complex; multivesicular body. NCBI's taxonomy places the organism in Eukaryota, Metazoa, Chordata, Actinopteri, Elopiformes, Megalopidae. The record is from RefSeq and is a predicted model, not a curated record. The transcript is spliced from 8 exons.